Molecule: messenger RNA, 369 nt
Organism: Miscanthus lutarioriparius
Lineage: Eukaryota; Viridiplantae; Streptophyta; Magnoliopsida; Poales; Poaceae
Source: the annotation of a GenBank genome assembly
AUGGGGGGGUGGGGUUUCCUACUCCGAGAUGAUCAAGGGCGUGUGGUGAGCUCAGGGGCAGUGCGAGAAGAUUUCCUACUUGAUGCCUUCCAAGCCGAACUGUUGGGCUGCCUUGCAGGUCUACAGGUGGUCGUGAAAUUGGGGAUUACACGAAUCACCCUUGAAGUGGAUGGUACUCUGGUGAAGGAAGCAAUUGAAACCAAAGCGUAUAGGCUUGCUUUCGUAGGAGUCAUCACAGAGAUCAAACAGAUUAUCAGUGCCAAUCUUAGCUCCUGUAUUGUUUCUGUUUGUAAACAUGAUAGCAAUAGACUCACACAUGCUCUAGCUGCUUUUGGUUGUAAUCCUGCCUCCUACUGCCUUAUCGUGUAG